AUGGCGCCUUCUAGCAAUUGCUCAAUCCUCUUCGUGAUGAUAGCAUUAUUGUCCUUAUCAAGCAUCACCACAAGUCAUGCUGCUCGUAGCCUACUGCAACUUCCCAACUUGCCAACGAUCCCCUCGUUGCCUCAGCCAACAAUGCCACAAUUACCCACUAUUCCCAAUUUACCAACAGCAGCCACAUUGCCACCAUUGCCAAGCAUUACAUCUUUGCCAACACUUCCAACAGCUAGUACACCAUUGCCAUCUUUGCCUACGUUGCCCUCUGUCCCGAAAAUGACUCUGCCUCCAAUGCCUGCCAAUAUUCCUCUUCCCAACAUGCCAUCACUUCCAAACAUUCCCACAAUUCCAACACUUUCACCUCCUCCAUCCAACUAA
Solanum tuberosum (potato) is the source of this 381-nucleotide messenger RNA. Its product is annotated as RNA-binding protein 12-like. Bases 1 to 381 code for a protein of 126 amino acids. The transcript has a single exon. Lineage: Eukaryota; Viridiplantae; Streptophyta; Magnoliopsida; Solanales; Solanaceae. The record is from RefSeq and is a predicted model, not a curated record.